This is a messenger RNA of Emys orbicularis (European pond turtle), 1956 nucleotides long. RefSeq names its product MIS12 kinetochore complex component (gene MIS12). The transcript is spliced from 2 exons. The record is from RefSeq and is a predicted model, not a curated record. Gene Ontology annotation, cellular component: nucleus; chromosome, centromeric region; MIS12/MIND type complex. Gene Ontology annotation, biological process: mitotic sister chromatid segregation; kinetochore assembly; mitotic cell cycle. The coding region runs from base 91 to 726 and encodes 211 amino acids. NCBI's taxonomy places the organism in Eukaryota, Metazoa, Chordata, Testudines, Emydidae.
GCGGGAAGCGGCGGCUGGGGUUCAGGCUAGCUCGAGAGCUGCCGUCCGCCCGAUUUCCACAUUGUCUCUGGUUGACUUCUUUUAGCCAAGAUGUCAGUGAAUCCUAUGGCAUAUGAAGCCCAGUUCUUUGGUUUUACCCCUCAGACAUGUAUGCUUAGGGUCUACAUUGCAUUUCAAGACUACCUGUUUGAAAUGAUGCUGGUUGUGGAAAGAGUCAUUCUGAAGAAACUAGAAGGCUUUCCUGACUCUAAGAUCAGUCCAUUCCAAAUCCGUAAGAGCACAGAGAAAUUUCUUCUCUUCAUGAAGGAGCGCUUUGAUCACCUCUUCAGCAAAAUGGAACAAAUGCUUUUGCAGUUGGUGUUAAACAUCCCUAAAAAUGUUUUACUUCCUGAAGACAAGGUCCACGACCAGUACCCCUACAGUAAGGAACAGUUUCAAACUCUUCAAGGUGAAAUUGAUCAACUACAGAAACAAUACAAGGUCGAAGUGUCUGCUGGACAGGCCCUUUUAGCAGAAUUAGAAGAACAGAAAAUGGUUCAGGCAGAACUUGAGAAGACCCUCCAGUGGUUUGAUGGGCUUGAGAACAUAUGCAGAGAGCACGGGACUAGCAAUUUAAAGGAAAGCUUUGCAUUCUUGACGCAAACUUCUAAGAAACUGCAAGAUAUACUAAAGGAAGUUGAAAAGAAAAACAGAAGAUUGCAAAAAAGUAGUCUCCAUGUAGUGUAAAGGAAGUACUGAAAGGGCAGCAGAGAAACCAAUAAGACAAUACUUUUGUUACAAUACAUUUUUUGAGGAUCUCUCCAGAAGCAUUUGUAUAUAAGGUUUUGGGGGGUUUGCCCCCUCUUCCUUGCCAUACCAGUUUUUGACUGAAAGCUGGUGAGUGCAAUAUUCUGGCAAACCAUCAUUUUCCCCUCCUGAAUUCUAUAAAUACUGCAUCAACAUUUCUUUAAGUAAAUAACCAUAUCCCCCUAAGAAUGUCUAAAUGAAUUGUCUGAAUGGUAGAGGUGAAGACGCAAAAUAAGUGCAUUGUAAUAAAGACUUCAAUUCUCUGCACUAGUUCAUUUAAGCAACCUUAGUAGAUAGGAAGCUUUUUCUUUAAUGUAGAAUAGGUUAGAAGCAUCUUAAGCUUAAACUAUUUUUUGGAAGUCAAGACUUGUCAGUAUUGAAAUGUUCCAUUUAGAAAUGUAAGAAUGUGACAUCAUAGUAAAACUUAGGCCUUGAGGAGAAAUACAUUUAAUAAAUGUUGGAGUUGGAAUUAAUCUAGACACUGGUGAGUGGUUUCUAAAACAGAGGGGUUAGUUAUUACUUCCAGUAUUUUAAAAAAAAAGGGGGGAGGGGGGUUGAUAUUCUGAAGGAGUUAACAGACAGGACAGAGGGCCUGGAUCUUUCCUGUUUCUUGUGGGAGCAUUUCACAAAUAUUAAUCAGUAGUCACAAACCUAUGUACAGUAGGUGAUUAUACCAAUUUUGCAAAUGGAUAGAGUUAGUUUUGCUUUGAGCAGGAGGCGCACACUGUACAGUGCUGUGUGUGAUAAGAGAUGGAUAUGAGCUACAGCGGAAUAAUUCAGACUCUGGACUGCUUUGAAAGUUUUCUUGCACCAUAGUAUAUGUCGUAGUGUCAGCACAGCAUUAUACAUUGUGUGACUCUUGCUAAAAGCAAAACUUAGUUUGCCUAUUUAUACAAUGGGUAUAUUCACCUACCUUACAUGGGUGUUGUGAGGACAUUAAUAUUUGUGAAGUCCUUUGAGGUCCUUUAAUUAAGCUUACUUUAUAUGGACUUGUUCCACAAUCCAUCAAAGUAAAUGUGAAUCUUUCCAUUGACUUCAGUGGCUUUUGGAUCAGCCCUUAUUUGCAUAUUAGUAUAGUAAAAAGAAGCUUAAUUUUACAGAGGCAAAACUUCCUUACUUUUUAAAAGAUACUUGCUUGAACAAUGUUUAACUUCUGUAUAACUUGAGAGC